This is a messenger RNA of Sarcophilus harrisii (Tasmanian devil), 3773 nucleotides long. Its product is annotated as zinc finger protein 260. Gene Ontology annotation, biological process: regulation of transcription by RNA polymerase II. The record is from RefSeq and is a predicted model, not a curated record. Gene Ontology annotation, molecular function: RNA polymerase II cis-regulatory region sequence-specific DNA binding; DNA-binding transcription factor activity. The coding region runs from base 469 to 2640 and encodes 723 amino acids. The transcript has 3 exons. Lineage: Eukaryota; Metazoa; Chordata; Mammalia; Dasyuromorphia; Dasyuridae.
UUUGCGUGGGUUUCUCCGGGGUCCUGUGUACGCCUGGGGGAGGGGCGAGGACUCCAGAGCUUGACCCCCGUUUGCUUCAGUUUCCUCCUGGGUAAAAAGGGAGUGAGGGCAGCCCCUCCCCCUCCUGCUGCCAAUGAGAUCCCUGCAAAGCGCUAAGGGUGGGCUGGCAGCUAGUGCUUCCCCUGGCAGCGAAUGCGCGCGUCCGCCAGCCCCCGUUUUCUGAACUUAGAAUCUCUCUGCCUUGUUCUCCUUAAGCUUCCAUCUCUCUGCCGCCGCCUCCUCUGAGCUGGGAGCUCUCGCCCUCCUCCUGGGGAGCACCGCUCCCCAUUGUCCUGCCCUGACAUCUCUCUCGUUGUGGGCAGGUCCGCAUCCAGCCUGGGCCCAGGAGCCUCAGAGCCGGCCUCCCUCCCUGGGCCCCCCCCCCCCCCCCCCCGGCCCGGCCGAGCACCCACGCCCGGAACCAGAGACAUGGCCCCCGGCAGCCGGAGCCCCCCCUCCCAGGAGUUGGUGACACUCAGGGACAUUAUCGUGGACUUCACCGAGGAGGAGUGGGGGCUCCUGGACCCUUCUCAAAAGGAGCUGUACAAGGAGGUCACGCUGGAGAAUGUCCAGAACCUGCUGUCCCUGGAUGUACAGACCAGAUUCCAAGUAAAUAAAUUGACUGGAAAACCAGGAAUUUUUGUGGAAGAAUGUGAUCUGCAAAGAGUCAUGAGAGAUGGUUCCUGUGACUUCAAGUUGAAAGAAAUCCAUGGUUCGAAUAUUGAGGCAGAUCAACAUCCAAAAAAUGAAUGUCAACUUGUUGAAAUUGGAAAGAAAAUUGGACAGUCUUCAACCCUCAACCAUUGUAAGAAAAUUUCCUCAGAGAUUGAUUGUCUUCAGGACAAUGGAUAUAGCAAAUGCUUCACUGAAGAAGUAGAGCCCUUUCAGUCCCAGGAGACUCCUAGAUCUCAGAGAAUCCACACUGGAAAGAAACUUUUUGAUUGUAACCUGUGUGGAAAAGCUUUUAGAUGGAGGUCCUGUCUUGCUAAACAUCAGAGAGUUCACAGUGGAGAGAAACCUUUUGAUUGUAAUCAAUGUGGAAAGACCUUCAAAAGGAGGUGUCAUCUUGCUAAACACCAGAAAAUCCACACUGGAGAGAAACUUUUUAAUUGUAAUCAGUGUGGAAAGGCUUUCACCUGGAAAUCCAAUCUUGAUAAACACCAGAGAAUCCACACAGGAGAGAAACCUUUUGUUUGUAUUCAGUGUGGAAAGAUCUUCAGAAAGAAGUGUCAUCUUGAUAAACAUCAGAAAAUCCACACUGGAAAGAAACUUUUUAAUUGUAGUCAGUGUGGAAAAGCAUUCACCUGGAAGUCCAAUCUUGAGAAACAUGAAAGAGUCCACACUGGAGAGAAACCUUUUGUUUGUAAUUGUUGUGGAAAGGCUUUCACACAGAGCUCUAAUCUCAAUACACAUCAGAAAAUUCACACUGGAGAGAAGCCUUAUGAAUGUAGUCACUGUGGAAAGGCUUUCACACAAAGUUCCAAUGUUUAUGCACAUCAGAAAAUCCACACUGGAGAGAAGCCGUAUGAAUGUAACCAGUGUGGAAAGGCUUUCACAGAGAUCUCUAAUCUUAAUGCACAUCAGAAAAUCCACACAGGAGAAAAGCCUUAUGAAUGUAAUCAAUGUGGAAAAACUUUUACACACAGCUAUACUCUUAAUGCACAUCAGAAAAUCCACACUGGCAACAAGCCUUAUGAAUGUAGUCAGUGUGGAAAGGCUUUCACAUUCCCUUUCCAACUUGCCUUACAUCAGAAAAUCCACACUGGAGAGAACCUUUUUUAUUGUAAUCAGUGUGGAAAGGCUUUCACAUGGAGGUCCAGUCUUGUUAAGCAUCAGAGAAUCCAUAGUGGAGAAAAACUUUUUAAUUGUAAUCAGUGUGGAAAGGCUUUCACAUGGAAAUCCAGUCUUGUUAAACAUCAAAGAGUCCACACUGGAGAGAAACCUUUUGUUUGUAAUUGUUGUGGAAAGGCUUUCACUCAGAGCUCUAAUCUUAAUGCUCAUCAGAAAAUCCACACUGGAGAGGAACCUUAUGAGUGUAGUCAAAAUGGAAAGGCUUUCACAUUCCCUCUCCAUCUUGCUGUACGUCAGAACCUUUUUUAUUGCAAUCAGUGUGGAAAGGCUUUCAGAUGGAAGUCCAGUCUUGCUAAACAUCAGAGAAUCCACACUGGAGAGAAACCUUAUGUUUGUAAUCAGUGUGGAAAGGCUUUCACCAAUAGCUCUAAUCUUUAUGUACAUCAGAAAAUCCACACUGGAGAGAAGCCUUAUGACUGUAGUCAGUGUGGAAAGGCUUUCACAUCUCCUUACCGCCUUGCUGUCCAUCAGAGAAUCCACACUGGAGAGAAUCUUUUUGAUUGUAGUCAUUGUGGAAAGGCUUUCACACAGAGGUCCAGUCUUAACAAACAUCAGAGAAUCCAUACUGGAGAGAGACCAUUUGUUUGUAACCAUUGUGGAAAGGCUUUCACUAAUAGCUCUAAUCUUAAACCACAUCAGAAAAUCCACACUGGAGAGAAACCUUAUGAGUGUAGUCAGUGUGGAAAGGCUUUCAAAUCCAGCUUCAUUCUUGCUUUACAUCAGAGAAUUCACAAUUGGGUGAAAACUUAGGAAUGUAAUGUGGAAAGGCUCUCAGACAGAGCUGCAGCAUUGCUGGACUUCUAGAAGUCCACACUGAGGGGGAACUACAUAAGUGUAAUCAAUGUGGAAUGAUUUCACACUGAACAACUCCACUCUUGAGAAGCAAUAGAGAAUUCAUACUUGAGACAAACUGAGCUUUUUCCUUACCACACUUGAGAGGAACCUUAUGCAUAUUAUCAGGGUGGUAAUGCCUUCAGGCAAGAAGCAUCUCUUAUUUCCCACCUCAGAAUUCAUAUUAGAAUCUCAUCACUGUCAAGGAUAAGGGAAGUAAUUUACAUGAAUUUCAGAGCAUCUUUAGUAUUAGAAAAAUUAUUCUGAGGAGUUCCCUAGGGCUUAAGUGUGGGAAGGCUUUUAGCUAGAGAUAUAAAGUGAGUAUACAAAUCAAACAUUUCCUGAGAGCAAAGUAUAAAGGAAUUUAUUUAAAAACAAUUUUUAGGUAAACAUUGUUUUUCUAUUUUGAAAGAGGAAAGCAAGUUUGCAUAUUAGUGAAAUGCAUGUGCUUGUUUAGUUUUAGACAAAGAAUUCUUACACUAUCCUUUAAUAUUGCCAAAUUUUUACAACCCCCACAUUUAGUUAUAUGAUUUCUCAUGGCGUCAAGACCCACAGUUUCUGAAGCUUUGUGCCAGAGCACAGCCUUUUCUUAGAUAUCCCAACAAAAGAGACCUCAUCACACAUCCCAAAUUGUAUCCAAUAUAUAAAUACCUAUAUAUGUGAUAAUUUGCCUCUAAUCCUAUUGUCAUAAGUGUUCAAUAAUACAUAGUAUUCAUAGAGUCUCAUUCCCUGACUAAUUGGUACUCAUUACUCUUGUAAGAAUGAAAGUUCACAGAAGGUCACUAUAAACAACAGGAUUAUAUGAUGACCAGCUCUGAGGGAUGUGGCUCCCUUCGACAAUGAGAUGAUUCAGACCAGGUCCAACUGUUCAGUGAUGAGAGUCAGCUACACCCAGAGAGAGAACCGUGGGAGAUGAGUGUGGACCCAGAAUAGCCUUUCCACGCUUUCUGUUGUUGGGUGCUUGCAUUUUUCUUUUUCUUCUCAGGGUUUUUUUUCCCCUUAACUUCUAGAUCUGAUUUUUCUUGUGUAGCAGGAUAAUUGUAUAAAUAUGU